AUGACGGAACAAGCGAAGCCUGCCAAGCGCAUAGCAGUUAUCGGUCUUGGCCCUUCCGGUGCCAUCACGAUUGAUGCUCUUGCUAAAGAGCAGGCGUUUGACAUCAUCCGCGUUUUUGAGCGUCGUGAGGCUCCGGGAGGAUGUUGGCUCGGUGAAGACAAACCACCACCAAUUAUUCAACCAAACGAGCUCGAUCUUCUCUCCUCCCGAACGGCAGACCCUCAACUGCCAACGAUUCCCUCCAAUAUCCCCGCUCAACUGCCCAAGUCGCCCUCGCCGCGGUACUCUGAAUCUACUGUCUACCCCUACCUCGAGACGAACGUGGACUUCGUCCCUAUGCAAUACACUCAAGAGCCGUUUCCGACUCAGCAGUCCGAACACUCCAGAUCAAUCCACGGAGAGAACACGCCCUUUCGCCACUGGUCAUUGGUACAGGACUAUGUCCGCUCUUUGGUCGAUCGAAGGGGCUACGGCGAUUUUGUUAGCUACAACACUACUGUUGAACGAGCUGAAAAGGUGCCCGCAUCAAGCGGUCUCAGUGAAGAGUGGAAGCUCACGCUACGCAAAGACGGCGAGAACACUGAUUACUGGUGGGAGGAAAGAUUCGAUGCUGUGAUAGUUGCAUCUGGGCAUUACAGUGUGCCCUAUAUCCCUUCCAUUGACGGUCUAUCUGAAUUUGCUAGAGAUCGUUCCGGGAGCGUAAUUCACAGCAAGCAUUUCCGAGGUCGGUCCGCAUUUAAGGGCAAGAAGGUCGUGGUGGUCGGCGCCUCUGUUUCUGCAGGAGACAUCGCUUUCGAUCUGACCUCAGUGGCUCAAGCACCUGUUCAUGCCGUGGUGAAGGGACAUACCUUCAACGGUUACUUUGGUGAUGAGGCUUUCAACCAUCCCUUGAUCCACAAGGUUACUUCCAUCUCCCAUAUCGAACCGGCCUCUCGGACCGUUCAUUUCAUAGACGGAUCGUCCAUUCCUAAUGUGGACAACAUAAUUUUCGGCACUGGAUACAGCUGGACACUUCCUUUCUUGACGCCUGCAUCGUCCGGCUCUUCGAUCGAAGUCAAGAACACUUCGGUUCCAACCCCUCGCAACAACCGCAUCCCAAAUCUGUACCUCCAUACAAUAUACACUCCGGAUCCCACAAUCUUGUUUGUUGGUGCCGUCAACGCAGGUCUUACGUUCAAGAUCUUCGAAUACCAGGCUGUCCUCGCUGCCCGACUGCUCGCAGGCCGUGUCCCAUCCUCUCGCCUCCCAUCGACGGAAGCCCAGCUCGCUUGGGAAGCAGACCGCAUCGCAAAGCGUGGCGACGGCCCGAAAUUUGCGCUCGUAUUUCCAGACUUUGAAGAAUACUUUGAGGAGUUGAGAAGAAUUGCUGGUCCACCCACGGAAGAUGGCAAGGGCCGAGAGCUGCCACCCUUCAACAAGUUCUGGUUCGAAAGAUUUAUGCAGGGUCACGAGCGUCGAAAGGAUAUGUGGAGGAGAUUGAAUGCACAGGCGAGGGCAACUUUAGAAUCAAGAGAUCCUGAAGGCAGUUUACGUCCAAAGUUGUGA
Molecule: messenger RNA, 1545 nt
Organism: Colletotrichum godetiae
Lineage: Eukaryota; Fungi; Ascomycota; Sordariomycetes; Glomerellales; Glomerellaceae
Exons: 2
Coding region: 1-1545 (514 amino acids)
Molecular function (GO): NADP binding; N,N-dimethylaniline monooxygenase activity; flavin adenine dinucleotide binding
Source: RefSeq, a predicted model, not a curated record